Molecule: messenger RNA, 1104 nt
Organism: Humulus lupulus (European hop)
Lineage: Eukaryota; Viridiplantae; Streptophyta; Magnoliopsida; Rosales; Cannabaceae
Product: anthranilate phosphoribosyltransferase, chloroplastic-like
Exons: 4
Coding region: 433-768 (111 amino acids)
Biological process (GO): L-tryptophan biosynthetic process
Cellular component (GO): cytosol
Molecular function (GO): anthranilate phosphoribosyltransferase activity
Source: RefSeq, a predicted model, not a curated record
CUCGAAAUGGUACUUUACUCUCACAAUUAACUUCAUUCUAAAUUUUUAUAAUUUAGCAAAAUGUGUUAUUGAAAUUUGUUGAAUUUAGCAUCUCAUGUGGUAACAGUUCAAGCUUCUAUAUCUUCAUACAUUAUAAUUAGCUAUAUUAUUAUUAUUCAUGUUGAUGGACGUUGAGAGCCAAAGGAGAGACUUUCGAGGAGAUGAGGCUUUGCAAUUUUGGCACCACAAGCUGCAGCUAAUUAUUUUUGCUGAAUGGUGCCGAUGAGGCUUUGAUUAGUGCUUUUCUGGUGUUACUGAGAGCCAAAGGAGGGACUUUCGAGGAAGCUGUAGGUUCUCUACUGAAGAAUUUUUGGGGGUAUGUUUCAAGGAAAUAAGUAAAGAAAUGACUUAUGGAUUUUAGUGGUUAAACAAAUUGUGGGGCUUGCGAGGGCGAUGAUCAAGCAUAGUUUAGAAGUAGAGGGCUUACUUGAUGCAGUGGACAUUGUUGGAACAGGUGGUGAUGGAGCAAACACAGUUAACAUUUCGACUGGAGCUUCAAUACUUGCUGCAGCUUGUGGUGCCAAAAUUGCAAAGGUUUUGAAUAUGGCUAAAGCAUUGCAGCAAUUUGGCAUGAAACAAGCAUUAGUUGUUUACUCAGAGGGCUUGGAUGAGAUGAGCCCCCUUGGUUCAUAUGGGGCGCAAUUGAAGCAUAGAGAGGAAAUCUAUGUCAUGACUCAUGAUUGUCCAAUACAUAAUUUGGGGCAAAGUGAAAUAUAUACAAAUAUAUAAUGGUAUGUAAUCUUCAUUCUUGUAUUUUCUUUGAUUAGAUUGUGAUUUUAUUUAUUUAUUUCUGGACUUGGUCACCUCUAUUUUUCUUUUUGAAGUUCUUCUGUUGAAUUUAUUUACUAUAAUCAUUUCUUUUUUGGUAUAGGCUGCUUUUAGAAUCUUAAUCAUGCAGUUUGCUAACUGUAAUUCUAUGAGAAACGUAUAUGUUUUAGGUUUUACCUCGUGUCUUGGGAUAUCAAUACCUCAAAAUUUUAUCAUUUUUCCAAUAGAAAAUAAAUUUAGCAGGUAGCUUUUGACUUUUAGUAUCAUUUGUUUCCCUGUAAUAAAUUUUGAUGUAUA